AUGAUCGGCUCACUCCACUCCUCCUCGUCCUCCGACACCGACAGCAACAGGAACAACAGCGGCGGCGAGGGGGAGGCUUCUUUGCAUGGUGGCUUCGGGCGCACGGUCGCCGCGGCGGUGCCGUCCACGCGGGACCUCGUGCUAGCCUGCGCCGAUCUGAUGCAGCGCGGGGACCUCGCCGCCGCGCGCCGUGCCGCGGAGAUUCUCCUCUCCGCUGCGUCCCCGCGAGGCGACGCCACCGACCGUCUCGCCUACCACUUCGCCCGCGCGCUCGUGCUCCGCGUGGACGCCAAGGCCGGGCUGCCCUUCUCUCCGAGGUCGCCUACCGGGGCGGCGCCGGCGCCGUCCGGUGCUUACCUGGCGUUCAACCAGAUCGCGCCGUUCCUGCGGUUCGCGCACCUGACGGCCAACCAGGCCAUCCUGGAGGCCGUCGACGGCGCGCGCCGCGUCCACAUCCUCGACCUCGACGCCGCGCACGGCGUGCAGUGGCCACCGCUCCUCCAGGCGAUCGCCGAGAACGCAGACCCGGCGCUGGGCCCGCCCGAGGUCCGCAUCACCGGCGCCGGCGCCGACCACGACACGCUCCUCCGCACCGGCAACCGCCUCCGUGCCUUUGCCCGCUCCAUUCGACUCCCCUUCCACUUCACUCCGCUACUCCUCUCCUGCGCAAGCAGCACGCACCACGUCGCCGGCUCCAGCACCACUCCGAGCGCCACCGUAACGAGCCUGGAACUGCACGCCGACGAGACACUGGCCGUGAACUGCGUGCUGUUCCUGCACAAGCUCGGCGGGCAGGACGAGCUCGCGGCUUUCUUGAAGUGGGUCAAAGCCAUGGCCCCCGCCGUGGUGACCGUCUCCGAGAGGGAGGCGAGCGGCGGAGGGAUCGACCCCAUGGAGGAGCUCCCGCGCCGGGUCGGGGUGGCCAUGGAUCACUACUCGGCGGUGUUUGAGGCCCUGGAGGCGACGGUGCCGCCAGGGAGCCGGGAGAGGUUGGCGGUGGAACAGGAGGUGCUGGGCAGGGAGAUCGAGGCCGCAGUGGGGAGCACCGGCGGGAGGUGGUGGCGAGGACUCGAAAGGUGGGCCACCGCCGCACGCGUCGCCGGGUUCGCCGCGCGGCCUCUCAGCGCGUUUGCCGUGUCGCAGGCGCGGCUGCUGCUGCGGUUGCACUACCCGUCGGAGGGCUACCUCGUGCAGGAGGCGCGCGGCGCAUGCUUCCUCGGGUGGCAGACGCGGCCUCUGCUGUCCGUGUCGUCGUGGCGACCGUGGUGCACCCAAGGGAGGUCGUGGUCGAGGCCGGACCCCCACACGAUUUGUUGA
This is a messenger RNA of Lolium rigidum, 1317 nucleotides long. Its product is annotated as protein MONOCULM 1-like. Gene Ontology annotation, molecular function: sequence-specific DNA binding; DNA-binding transcription factor activity. The transcript is spliced from 2 exons. Gene Ontology annotation, cellular component: nucleus. Gene Ontology annotation, biological process: regulation of DNA-templated transcription; meristem initiation. NCBI's taxonomy places the organism in Eukaryota, Viridiplantae, Streptophyta, Magnoliopsida, Poales, Poaceae. Bases 1 to 1317 code for a protein of 438 amino acids. The record is from RefSeq and is a predicted model, not a curated record.